UGGGUGAAGGAGAGAGAGAGAGGGAGAGCGCGGUUGAACGAGAGCCAACUAAGCGGCGAGGCCGUCUGGGGCAGGGGGGGCGGCCUUCAACCACUGCCGGCGUCCUCGCGAAAGGCUAUCGGCCUCCAGCAUCCCCACUGGGGAGAGGAGGCAGGCAAGUGAGGCGGCGACGCAAGCAACUUCCGUCCUGCGCCCCUUUUCUUCUGGUUCUCCGCUUUAUCUCAGCGAGAAACAUGACAACUGAAAAGAGUUUAGUGGCAGAUUCUGAGACUCCUAAACAGCAGCUCCCAAAAGAGGAGGAGGUGGUUGCUGAAACUGGUCCCCAGGAAUCUCUUCUGGAGAAAGCACCUGAGGGGGAUAAUCCAUCCAAGAAGAAGCUGAAAGCAUCUAAUGGUGACACACCCACCCGAGAGGAUCAGAGUAGGAACAAAGAAUGCAGUUCUGAAACUCGUGGCCUGUCACGCUUAUUUUCAUCACUCCUCAAGAGGCCCAAAUCUCAGGUAUCAGAAGAAGAAGGCAACGGGGCAGGAACAAAAGAACCUGGUGAAGAACACCAGAAAGAGACUGAUAUAGAAGUUGAUCUCGAUGAAGAGAUUUUGCUGAAAGCCCCAAUAGCAGCUCCUGAACCUGAACUUAGGACUGAUCCAUCUUUAGAUCUUCACUCACUCAGCAGUGCAGAAACUCAGCCUGCUCAAGAGGAUAGGAGAGAAGAUCAGGACCAAGAUCCAGAGGACAUAAAUCUUGAAAUUAAGGAAAAAGAACAGGUGGAGUGUUCCAAUACAGGUGAAAAGAAAGAAAACAGGGGAAAGGUGGAAAAAGAAUUAAAGAGUGCUUCCAAAACUGUAAAAAGACCCCGAAAUAGCAUGCAUUGCAAGAUUACCUUACUGGAUGAUACAAUUUUUGAGUGUUCUGUGGAUAAACAUGCCAAAGGACAAGAUCUUCUUAAGAAAGUAUGUGAUCAUCUCAACCUUUUGGAAGAGGACUAUUUUGGACUGGCCAUAUGGGAUACCCCAAUAUCAAAAACAUGGUUGGAUGCUGCCAAAGAAAUAAAAAAGCAGGUUCAUGGAGGUCCAUGGAUUUUCACUUUCAAUGUCAAGUUUUAUCCUCCAGACCCAGCACAAUUAACAGAGGAUAUAACAAGGUAUUAUUUGUGUCUCCAGUUAAGAAAAGAUAUUAUUAAUGGGCGGCUUCCUUGCUCCUUUGCUACGUUAGCUUUGCUGGGUUCCUACACAAUCCAAUCUGAGUUAGGAGACUAUGAUAUAGAUCUACAUGGUGCAGAUUAUGUCAGUGAAUUUAAACUGGCCCCAAACCAGACAAAAGAACUAGAAGACAAGAUCACAGAAUUACAUAAAACAUACAGAACUAUGAGUCCAGCUCAGGCUGAUAUGGAGUUUCUUGAGAAUGCUAAAAAGCUGUCGAUGUAUGGAGUUGAUCUUCAUAAAGCCAAGGACUUAGAAGGUGUAGACAUCACACUAGGAGUAUGUUCCAGUGGUCUUCUUGUCUACAAAGAUAAAUUGAGAAUCAACCGUUUUCCUUGGCCCAAAGUGUUGAAGAUCUCUUACAAGCGCAGUAGCUUUUUUACUAAGAUCCGGCCUGGUGAGCAUGAACAAUAUGAAAGUACUAUUGGAUUCAAACUUCCUAGUUAUCGAGCAGCUAAGAAAUUGUGGAAAGUCUGUGUUGAACAUCACACAUUUUUCAGAUUAACAUCAACUGAAGCGCUUCCCAAGAGCCGAUUCUUGGUGCUGGGUUCUAAAUUUCGCUACAGUGGCCGGACACAAGCUCAGACCAGACAGGCUAGUGCCCUCAUAGAUAGACCUGCACCACAGUUUGAACGAACAGCAAGUAAACGUGCUUCUAGAAGCCUUGAUGGUGCUAAACGUGGCUCUCAAAAAAUUCAGUUCAAACUCGUAGAGGAGGAGAAGCAGGAGGAUGUGGUGUUGGUUGGGGUUCCAGAAUCAGAACCUGUGGAACAAUUUCAGGAGAAGCCAGCAGUAGCAGUGGUUACACCUGAUAGAAGCCCGCGGCCUACAUCUGCACCAGCUAUUGCUCAGAGCCAUGUUACUGAGCCAACUGUACCAGCCGUAUCUGUCAGCAAAGAACCUGCAGUUCUUAAAAUUGAAAAGGAAACAGUAAAAAAAGAAGUAAAACUUGAAGGAACUUUGCAAGAUAAAGCCAAAACAGAACCAGCUGAAGGAUUUCAGGUGGGGAAAACGCAUAUCAAAAUGUCAAUACCCAGCACAAAUGGCGACCAAAAUCAGCAGCGUGCAGAAAAAGAGGAAGACCCGAUAAGAAUGAGGAAGAAAAGAUCAAAGAGACUAGAUGGUGAAAACAUUUAUAUAAGACAUAGCAAUUUAAUGUUGGAGGAUCUAGAUAAAACCCAAGAAGAAAUAAAGAAGCAUCAUGCUAACAUCAGUGAACUGAAGAAAAACUUCAUGGAAUCUGUUCCUGAGCCACAGCCAAGUGAAUGGGACAAACGCCUCUCUAUUCAUUCUCCUUUCAGAACGCUUAACAUCAACGGACAGAUUCCCACAGGAGUAGAAGGAGUCAAGAAAGCCACAUUUCAGCCCUGUGAGAGACAGGUUGCUGGGCCAGAGAGUGUGCGUGACUGUCCCUUCAAAGAGGAUGCAGAUGAUGUGACAGAGGGGAAAAAUAUUACCUCUCACUUUGAAUGGGAGGUCUCAAAGCAUUCAGUAGGCUUUAGUGAGAGCCAGAUGUCAGCCACACUGGAGUCUACACAAAUUCAUGAAUCAGACUCCUUUUCAAUAAGCAGCAAGGAGCAGAAAGAGGAGGGUGCCACUGCUCUUCUUGAGAGCAAGGAAGAUCUAAAGUGUGAAAAGGGAUUUUACUCAAAUAUGGAAAAGGAAGCUGAGGAUUCUAAACAGGCUGAGGUGGAAAUAUCUGUAAUCCCUGUUUCACCUCCAUUGUACCUCCAUGAGCAAGAGGAGGAAGCUUGUGGUGUUGAAGAAACAAAAUUAAUCUGCGAGCCACUUAGAAAGCUAAAUGGAGAAUAUUACAAUCCAAAUGUUGAUCAUGAAUUUCCUGCUCUCAUUCGCUGUUUCCAGCCCCCCCUUGUGAAAACUCAGACCGUUACCAUCUCUGAUGUGUCUAAUACUGUGAAAAGUGAAAUUCCAACUAAAGACGUUCCAAUUGUUCAUACAGAGACCAAGACUAUAACUUACGAAGCUGCACAGAUUGAUGAUAGCAGUGGGGAUUUAGAUCCUGGAGUUCUCCUUACUGCUCAGACUAUCACUUCAGAGACUACCAGCAGCACUACAACCACACAGAUAACGAAGACUGUAAAAGGUGGAAUUUCAGAAACACGAAUUGAAAAACGAAUUGUCAUCACAGGAGAUACAGACAUUGAUCAUGAUCAAGUUUUAGUUCAGGCCAUCAAAGAAGCUAAAGAGCAACAUCCAGAUAUGUCUGUAACCAAGGUCGUUGUUCAUCAAGAGACUGAGAUUGCAGAAUAAAUAGUUUAUACCAGGUGAUGCCUGUUUCAUUCUUUGAACGCCACCCAAGAUAUACCAGCAGAACUACAAAGAAACUUUCGAACACCAUGACCUCAAACUUGCCAGAUUUAUUCUCAAUUACACAUUUUAUCAUUUAUUGUUAGGAAGUUGUGCUUUUUGAUGUUUUGGGGAUUCUCUUUAAUACUAUAUGUCCCUUUUCAUUGGUUUUAAUAUUGUGACUGACAAUUUGCCAUAUUUUACAUGUGCUGAUGUGCUUUUUUUAAAAAAAAUUUUCAUUUCCUUUUCCUAUGCCAUUUUCUGAAUCUGUAUUAUGAUGUCAAAAAGAGUACAUAGGGCUUAUCAAAAAAAUGUUGCCUUUAAGUGUGAUGCUGUUCACCUUUCUGUUCCACAAGUAGCUUGCGUUCUCUCCUACCUUUUGAAUAAGUUACCGUGUGGCAUAUCAGUGACUUAGAAGUAGCCCCUCUUGUCAGAAAAAUCAUUGUGUGCAAAACUUUAAUUUGAUUGACUGAUCUAUAAAAUGUCCAGAGUAUCCUAACCAGAGCAUACUUUGCCUGUGGAUUUCCUUCACUUUUAUGGAUAUGUCUGUCUUUAGAUGCUUGAACAUAUCCCGAGGUUGUGGUGUUUAUAUAAGUAAUUCAGUAGUUGCCUAGGUUCAGGGACAAUGGAAGUUGCUUUUUAUACUGUGAAUUGUAGAGCUUUUAAAUGAAUUGUGGCAAGGCAUUCAACUCUCAUCUGCUCUUUUCUCCCUCCACCUUUGCUUUGCUUUACAGUCCUUAGGUGUUCCUUGUAAUUCUGUCUGCUGUUUAGCCCCAUUAAGCUAUGAGACUAAGAGUAAUAGACCCUGAACACAAUUAAGUUAGGCUAUGAUUUAUCAUGUUUUUUCCUCCCCCCCCCCCAGUCAUUUGUAGGUUUGGGUGGAGGGUUUUGUUUUGUUUUUUGUUUAUUUUUUGUGCAAAGGGGGGCAAGAGGCAAAUAAAGAUUUGAAAUCAUACAUUUUAAACAAAAGCUAAACUUAGAGCACUGGCAAUAUAUCGGGAUAAGGGGUAUAAUUCCUAUAUAGUUGUUAAAAACAAUCUGGCAUUCCUUUCAUGAAGAUAGUAUUGAAGGCUAUCAGUCAGAAUAGGGUCCUGUUUCCUCAGUGAAAAGUUAUUUGAAGAGGAAAUAUAUUAAUUGCCACCAGACAAUACUUUUUGCAAGACAGUACUAUGUCGUCCUUCUUGGGGGCAACCCUAACCACAGUGCACUGGUGUGGUAUCUCUCUCUCUUGUUUCCUUUAGAUCAUUUAGAUCAUCAAAAAAAAAAAAAAACCCCAAGAAACCAUGAACAGAGGUUAUUGCACUUGGUAAAUUACACCAUUAGCUUUUUCACUAUUAACAUUAGAAUGAAAACAUAGAAUUCCACAUCAGUUGCUGUCCUCAGCCCCUUAAUAUCAUCUAAGGAACUAUAUUCAGAGAAAGAGCAACAAGUAAUUUAUGAAAGGGGUCAGUGGGAGUUUUUUUAAAAAAGAUAAUACUGACUUUACAUUACUCUCAAACAAAAGACAGAUAGGACUACUCUUUUUUAAAAAAUACUUCACUUUUCUAGGAGUAUUGCAAUCUGUCUGUUCAGUGAUUGGACUCCAAUUUGAAAUUCCCGUAAAUUUCAAAAAUAGGCCAUUACUUAUUGGAUAGUUCUUUUUUCCUAAAAUAUGUGAAGGCUUUGUAAAGAUACAACAGGAAACAGUUCUACCUUUUCUUAGAAGAACUCAAUUUCCGUAAAUAAAAGCUUUCAUUUACUAUUUGGCAUAAUGCUACUUGUCAUAUUGCAUGUUCCUUUCCCUCUCAAAUGUGAAGUAUUUGUAACAUUUUGAAAGUGUUUUCAGAUGGAAUGCUGUUUGAUCAAUUUUGCUUUAUUAUGCUCUGGACAUUACAUCAUGUUUCCAAUGAAUGCUGAUUGAUGCCAGAGGGAAACCCAUUUGGAAACAGAUUCCCCCCCUUCCCCUCCGCGGAAAAUAAACAGGAUUGCAUUGUAAUAGUAUUAAUGAAAGUAAUUGUGAAAGCAGUAGAAUAAGUUUCCUAACAAUAUUACAAUGAACUAGAAUAAACUCUGGGCACUUAAUGUAUUUAUUACAAAACUAGCUAUUUAUUGUGGUAGACAACUAAUUGGAACACUUUGGUGCAAAAUAUUAAUAUUUCUGCUGCUUUUACUGAUGUUUUAUUCAAAGUAUAAAGCAGUUUUGAAAGAAUUCUAUUAUGGAAUUCUAUUACGAAGCUUGUAUUCCGUAGAGUUUCUAAGGACAAGUUUUGCCCUUUCACCAGCUGUAACUGAGCAUGAUUUUUAUACACUAUGGAUAGCUAGCCAAUGAAGUUCUGUUCUGUUUAGCUGACUCUUGCAUGGAAUGUAAAUCCCUCAUUAAAAGAUAUUGCCUCUGCAAUAAUAAGGGGAAUGCAUUUCAGAUUGUACCUCUUCCUGGCCUUUCCAUCUAUUGUCCUCCCAUUUUCACAGUUUUCUACUGUCUUACUUUUUGACCUCCAUUUUCAUUCAUGCAGCAAGAUUAAUUUCAUUGAUUCACCAUUUUUGUGUUGUGCAAUAGAUGACUUCCAACUUUCCUUUUUCAGAUUUUUAGCUUAUUUACUAAAAGUAUGUGAUGAAAUCUGAAUAGGUGUUGCAUUAGACUGCAAUAAGGAAGCCCAAGGUGGGAUAGUAUAUCUGCAUUGUGUAAUUUCUUGCCUCCUUUUACAAUAAUCAGAAGCAAAACAAUGUUCAUUUAGCAGUUUGUGUAAAUAUUUAGGAUUAUGUUUUCCUAAAUAUUACUUAGGAAUAUGUUAGUUUCAAGAAAUGCUCAAAAUCACAGGACCAGUGUGAGUGGAAAAGAUGAAGAACUAUUCUAGUAGGUAAAAGGAUAAAGAUUGCAACAGGGCAACAAGAUGUAUCCCUGAAAGAAAAGUAAGGGUUAUUCAAAUUUCCUUUUUUUUCUUUUUGUUUCUAUAUAUUUAUUAGCAAAGCAAUUUGAAUUCAGGAGUUUAAUAAAAGUUCUGCUUUCCUACUCAACGGCCAGAUCUAAGAUUCCCACCUUCCUUUGAGUAUGCCUGAAGAUAAAAGCAUUAUAAAGCAAGAAAAACGUCACAUUUUUGCAGAUUAAGUUGAUUUACAUGAUAUACAUCAGGGGUGGCAACUUUAAGACUUGUGGACUUGUAGCUGGGGAAUUCUAAGAGUUGAAGUCCACAAGUCUUAAAGUUGCCAAGGUUGAAUAGCCCUGAUAUAUGUAAAUGAGUGUGCUGUUUUCAUGUUAUGUUACUCUGCUUCUGAUUAUUGUAAUGAAACAUAAAAAAAAACCCUUAACAAUACACAUAUACACACCUUCCUUUGACUGGCAGUCUAAUUGUGCAACAACUCUUUCCAGCUUUUAUUACCUAUUGUCCAUAAACUAUAAAACUAAACUUCAUAGCAGCAAAGGCUGAAAGUGUUUAAGCGUCUUCUUAAACUUCUUAGGAAUGUGAAUCUUGGGGCUGCUGCCACAUGGUGAUUAUUUUCUUUUCUGAAAUUCCUUCCCGCAUACAGUGUGAAUCCAUUCUCUUUGCUGUGAAGGGGGUUUCUGUUUACCAUCUGAGCUUAAAAAUUGGCACUCUUGCUGGCAGCCUUUGUAACUGAACAAGAGUUGUGAGUUUGUUUCCUCCUGACUACUUAUAUCCCACAAGUGAGCAAUAUUUUAUUUUGUAUAGCCAAGCAUGCUAGAGAAAUAAAAAGGAGCUAAUAAAUCCUUUUAAAAUGCAUUUGCCAAGCUAAUUUAACUUUCCAUAGCAGACACAAUGAAAAUAAUUUAGUUUUAGGGUACCAGAGACAUGUUCUGAACUGCCUACAAUAGGGAUUUUCAUGUUUUGACAAGGAAAAGCAUUUGUAGGCUGUUUGUACUCACAAUCUCAGAGCUGCCACCAUCACCUUAACAGAUCCCAAAAUAAACCAGCUUCUAGCAUUCUCAUUUUCUGGGGACCAGCACUGCCAUUACUGGAGCAGUAAAUAAAAUAUAGUCUAUUUAUUUAUAAUGAUGAAAUGACUAUGCUCCCAGUUAUUUCCUUCCCCAUUUAUGAGAUUAUCUAGAAACUAUCUUAACUGUAUAGUAAAUGGAAGCUAGUUAUCUAUGAAUGUGUGUACAGAAGGAAGAGCAGCAGUAUCCAAAUUGGUCCAAUUAGAAGGAAAAAAAAUAGAUUUUCAUUUGCCAACUAUUAAAGUACAAAUUAACUUUGGGGACUCAAGAAGGGUGUUGGGGAUUCAUAAACUUGUUUUUUUUUCCAUUUUCAUAUAAGGGGCAGUUUUUUUAAAAAAAUGUAUUCUAAUUACGGGGGUUGGUUCUCUUUUUUACACAUUAAAUCACACUAUUUCACUGCAGAUAUGAAGGAGCUUUGUAAAAAUUUUUAAGACAAUUGUAUAGAAUAGUUCGUUCUUUUUUAAAAAUAGGAACAGAAUAAACAAUUAGCAAAUCUUUAUAGUUUAUGUAGUUGUUAUCUUGGACUUUUGUAGUUAAAGGAAAAUUAGAUGUAGCAUUUAGAUAUGUGUUCUAUCUUGUAUUGCAUUUUUCAAUAAAUUUUCAGGUAAAAAAU
Crotalus tigris (Tiger rattlesnake) is the source of this 8047-nucleotide messenger RNA. RefSeq names its product erythrocyte membrane protein band 4.1 (gene EPB41). Bases 234 to 3470 code for a protein of 1078 amino acids. The transcript is spliced from 24 exons. Gene Ontology annotation, biological process: cortical actin cytoskeleton organization. The record is from RefSeq and is a predicted model, not a curated record. Lineage: Eukaryota; Metazoa; Chordata; Lepidosauria; Squamata; Viperidae. Gene Ontology annotation, cellular component: plasma membrane; cytoskeleton. Gene Ontology annotation, molecular function: actin binding; structural molecule activity.